GAAAAGCAAUUAAAAUAUGACAAGUGUUAACUCAUUGAUGUAUUAACAUUUGUAAGUGUUAAUUACAAUGAAAUAAUUAUUGAAUCAAAAGUAUUCAUUUUAUUCUUUUAUAUCAAAUUAAUAACUAAUAUUAAGUUCAUUUCAAGACAUUUAAUAAUGUAUAGUUCUCAUAGUGUAAAGUGACAUUUAUUGAACUCAUAAUCUUCAAUUGAACUAAUUAAUGGAGAAUACAAAAAACAGUGCAAAGGUGGACAGGAUGAAAUAGUAGUGAUGCGUUUUAAAGGGAAAAAUGAUUCAAAAUCGUUUCAUAGCGUCUAUAAGAUGCUUUCUCGUAUAUGCCGUGCUGUGGAUAAAGGACAAUUGGAUGGUUUCAUGGCCGAUAAUAGAGUUCAACCACUUAAAAGUGGCCACAAUUCUCAAAGUAUGGGCUUUACAUCUCAAACUAUGAGACAACACAGUGAUGUUCCGACUGAAGUUUAUCCUUUGGAUGAAUACCAGUCGUUAAGAAAAAGCUCUGAUAUUGCCAAUACAGUGUUUGGAUCAGGGCAGUAUGCCUCAAAAGUCUUGAGAAAUCUUAAUGAUCAACGAUUAAAAAAUCAAUUCAGUGAUGUAGGCCUAAUUGCUGGUGAUAGUAUUAUUAGAGCACACAAAUCUGUACUAGCUGCAGGUAGUGCCUAUUUCAAUGCUAUGUUUACGGGUGGCCUUGUUGAAGAACAACAAGAGUUAGUAGAAAUCCACGCAAUUUCGGCAAAUAUUUUAUCUAUGCUGGUUGAUUUCAUUUAUACUGGCAACGUUGAUAUUACACAAGACAAUGUUCAAGAGCUCUUUGCUGCUGCAGAUAUGCUGGAAUUAAAUGAAGUUGUUACGGGUUGUAUUAGCUACUUACAACAGCAGUUGCAUUAUUCCAAUGCUUUAGGAAUUUAUAGAUUCGCAGAAGCACAUAAUCGAUUAGAUCUAAUGGAGACUGCCCUACGCUUUAUCGAAGUCAAUUUUCCUCAAGUUUCACAAGAAGAAGAGUUUUUAGAUCUGCCAAAAGAUUAUAUCGUUCAUUUUCUCAGUAGUGAAUACAUUCAUGUUGAUACUGAAUUUCAGGUCUUCCAAGCUGCCUAUAACUGGAUCACACAUGACAUCACUGCAAGACGAUGUUAUGUUUUUGAAAUUCUCGGUCAUAUCAGACUUCGUUUGUGUUCUUCAACCCGUUUAGAAUCAGUGAUUUUAGAGUGUAAAGAUGCAAGUUUAAUUGUUGCUCUUCGAUCUAUUCAAAAAGACUUAGUAUCGAAUAAAGGAUGCCUUGUACCAUUACGUGCACAGCCGAGAUUGUGUGCAAAGAAAAAUAUUUUAGUGAUUGGAGGGUCAAAACGAGAAUAUACAGCUGAUACUUGGGCACGAGAUGCUGAAAGCACAUAUGACACGAUUGAAAAAUAUGACACAUUUACCGGACAGUGGAGUGAAGUAGCACCUAUUGGGAUAGGUAGAAUAUUACCGGGUGUGGCUCUUCUUGACGGAAAGGUUUAUGUUGUUGGUGGAGAGCUAGAGUCAUGUAUAAUAGCUAAUGGAGAAUGUUAUGAUCCACGAGAUAAUGUUUGGACGUCAAUUGCUUGCAUGAUUGAACCUAGAUGUGAAUUUGGUCUCUGCGAGUUGGAUAAUUGUCUCUACGCUUUUGGUGGAUGGGUUGGAGAAGACAUUGGUGGUACUAUUGAGACUUAUGAUCCUAUUUCUAACACUUGGAGCCUUCAUGGCGAACUUCCUGAGCCACGCUUCAGUAUGGGAGUCGUUGCGUACGAAGGAUUAAUUUAUAUUGUUGGUGGUUGUACGCAUGACAGUCGACAUAGACAGGAUGUUAUGAGUUAUAAUCCUGUAACAAGAGAGUGGAAUUAUCUUGCACCUAUGUUAACUCCACGCUCGCAAAUGGGAAUUACAAUAUUGGAUGGACAUAUUUACGUCGUUGGUGGUAUGAAUAAAAAUCAAGAAGUAUUGACGUCUGUAGAAAAAUAUUCAUUUGAAAAGAACAAGUGGACGGCUGUUGCUCCAAUGAAUAUGGGACGUUCUUAUCCGGCUGUAGCAGCUGCUGACGGUCGUCUUUAUGUGAUUGGUGGUGAUCAAUCGCGAGAAAUUAAUUUUUACCGUACCCAAAUAACUAUCUCUACCGUUGAGAGUUAUGAUCCUGUCUCAAAUAAAUGGAAUGAAUGUGCAUCGCUCCCGACAAGUCGUGGAGAAGCUGCGGCAAUAAUUGCACCUUUCUGAUCUUGAUGUGAUUUUCAUACAUCAAACUAAACAUCAUUGACCAUGCUUCAAUAUAGCGUACUUGAUUGUCUCUUUCUUGCUGUUGUUUAUUCUAUUACUUUUUUGUAAAAAUUCUAAAAUAAUAGAAUGAAUGACGAUGAUUGAAUCAUUCCUAUUUGUGAUAAUUCAAUGAAGAUUUAUAAAUUUUUAAUCUAAAUGUGUGAGAUUUACAGAUUUACUAGAAAUCUAUCAAAUAUACUCUCUAAUUAUUGUAGUCAUUCAAUGACUACAAAAUUUUUUUAAUAUUAAUCAUGAAUCAAUGGCCUUUAUUGAUCUGUUUUUUUUAAAUAAAGAAUUAUUAUUAUUAUUACUGUUCAUAAUAACAAUAACAAUUAUUAAAUCAUAUCCUUGAUCGUUGUAAGUAUUAUGUCACUAUCAAUUAUUUAACUGUGAAAAAUUAUUUAGGUAACUUAUCCAUCCAAAGAAAAACAUGAUGCCGAUUCUGGAGUUUAUGCGCUAUUGUACAGCAUCAUUACAACGCAACUAAUGGAAUUGCACUUGUAAAUGCUCAUUGAUACUCUAAAUAAUUUAGGUCAAAUCACAUUAGAAUUUUUUCUUAAAUUUUAAAAUUGAAUUAAAAAUAUUGGACAGUUUAAAAAUAUGAUGAAAACCGGCAAAUAGCUUUGCAAAUAACUCAGGCAAUCUUCAAAAUAAUAAAUCGAAUUGUAUUAUAAAUAAAUUAUGUUAUAUGUAUUAUACAGGGCUAUGGACGUUUUACACUACAAUACAAGCCACUAAAUUUAACGAUAAAUAAAUAAUUUUUCCAAAAUGCAUAUUAAAUAAAA
Molecule: messenger RNA, 3068 nt
Organism: Chelonus insularis
Lineage: Eukaryota; Metazoa; Arthropoda; Insecta; Hymenoptera; Braconidae
Product: actin-binding protein IPP-like
Exons: 6
Coding region: 271-2244 (657 amino acids)
Molecular function (GO): protein binding
Source: RefSeq, a predicted model, not a curated record